AUGGAUUUCCCGGCCGGCGCGCUCACUAACUUCCGUGUUCUUAAUCUACUCCAGGGUAGCACCAAAGUCGCUGAAUACGCACAAUUGAAAAGCCUUACCACCUAUUCUGCAUUUUAUGAAGGGUUCAUUUCUGCGAUUUCCAAAACUCUUACACUCCAUUUUACGAAGCAGCAGAAGGUGAUUCCACUCGGAACUCGAACUUUCUAUAGUUCUCUGGAGGAGAACGGACAUCAAAGUGGAGACGAUGAUUUACCCUUUUCCCGGAAGUCUACAUCAUUUCUUUCCAUCCUUGAUAUUAAUGUGACAUCGAAAGGUAGACUCGCGAUCUCUUUGUGCACCCUCCCGCAACCUGGUUUGGAGCAAUUACUUCGUGACUCAGAAUCUGAGAUAAUCGGUGCCCGCUUGAGCGAUGAUGUGUGGAUUGCGCCCUCUGGGACACUGUGCAGACUCAUAUCGACUGACGAAUAUCAAUCAACUCAAUCAAACACUGUUUCCCCAGGUCAUAUUGCUACAACGCCCCACGAGGUUGAACUUCUAGCUAGCAAAAUGAAAGCUGAUAAACGAGAAUGGAAGAGAUGUGUGACUGAAUGGCUCAGAAUAUUUGGCUUGCAGCUAAAUGAUCCGGAGGCGGAGUUGUGGGUUGAAGUCGAAGUUAACGCGUUAGACCGACAAUUAUAUAUUCUUUUUUCCAAAUCAAAUUGGAAUCACCAAAAAUCGUCUCCCUUUAUCCGAAUUUUAUGGCCUUUAAAACUAUGUUUCACCAGAUCGCGGUCUAAGAUGACCGCUCCUGCGAAUCCCACUGAGUUCUUCUCCGGCCAAGCUGAGAGCCCAUUACAACUUGCGGAAAGAUGGGUUAAAGAACCAUGUCCGAUCAGACAGCCAUUUGAUAAGCAUAAAACUUCAGAUGAUCCAAGCGAGCUCGAAAAACAACAACAAAAAUGCUCAGAACCAUCUCCGCUAAAGCUCGAUCACCCAGAAAUGCCAGAGAGUUUAGCAAGGGUGAUUAACUUGCCGGAAGCACAGCUUGCGAGUGCGGUAUAUCCCACCCCUCCAGGUGGUGGGUUGGCCCAAGGUAUGGGUGCAGGCAUCGUAUCGGAGGGACUUGGAACAUCUGCGAUUGAUACAUUACACUACACACCUACACAAAGUGAACAAAUUUAUAACGAGACCGUUGGGCCUGCAGCGUACUUUCGUGGAACUUCAGAACUUUUACCAACCGGCUUAGAUCCGACAACAUCCGAACUCGGAAUUGGAUCAGGCCUUUAUGAUACUGCAGCUGACGAAGACUUUUUUGGUGAUAUGGAUGUCGCGAACUUUGACACCAAGGGUAUCACGGAGGCCGAUUUUAACUUUUUCGAUGAACCUGAGUUUACUGGGUUGACCGGCGACCUUGAUAUGCAAACUGGUGAGCCGGAAGCAGUGCAACAAGAUACCGAAGCUAAUUUCACUGCACCUGAUAGCUCAGAUACUGCCAUGUCGAUAACAGAACCUAGCCCCUCAAAUAAUGAUCAAAAUCACCUUACCAAAUCCGAGCAUGACACAAUCAAACAACCAGCCUUCAGCUCCUUAAUUACAACAGCGGAUGAGGAUCAUAUAUGCAAGGAAACUACUGAGCUCAGUCAGAUCAUUUCAACAGAUGAUAGCCAAAAGAAACGACCAAUAAGCCCGCCUCUCAGCCCAGUUCAAAUCAAGAAAAUUUUGUCUCCGGACGUAUUAACAAAUCUAAGAUUGACGCCAUUUAAAUCAGAUAUCUCCAGAUUGCGUAUAGCGCCAAAUCAGUAUAGUCCGGUCAUAUUCCAACCGAGGUUGUGUUCCUCGGACCAAAAGUAUAAAAUUGAUGGAAAAUUUUGGUUUACUCCUGGAAAACGGUAUAUAACAUCUAACUUGGGCGGCUCUCCAUCUGGCAUUCCAACGAUUGGCUUUCCAGAAAAAGGACGGAAAGUAAGGCCAAAACCUCUGCCAAUACUUACAUCGCUUCACCCACUUAUCUCUGAUAACACCCUGGAGAUAGAAUUACAAUCCCCAUCAACAUCCUCUUCGGGUUCAAGCGAAGGCAAUAGCGACACAGACCAUGAAUCGAACGCAAGUUCAUCUCAUGUUAUGAAUUUUCACCCUAAGAGAAGCCGUGAUUAUGAAGUUGAAGGAAAUUCUACCCCGUCACCAUUAGAUAUUCUUACGCAAACUUCUGAUUUGGACAAGGGCCCCUUGAGUGAACAUCAAUUCGCGCUAUUAGGGGCUUUUCUCUCCGAAGGUGUCGACUGGCCAUUAACAGGAUACUUUUCAAGAAAGCAAAAUGAUAUUUUUCCAGUGUUUUUGCGAAGAGAGGAUCUCCUCCAAACUGCACAACUUGUUGUUGACCAAAUUACUCAAUCGAGCUUCUGCCAUAUCCGCGAUGAUUUACACAAACCGGAAUGGGCGGAUUGGGACGAUAUACUGUCACGAAGUUUAUUUGAUAACAUUGAUGGCAUGGGCCAUCUGUCUAAAUUGGAUUUGAGAACUUACGUAACCUUGGAAGAUGGCUCAAAUCCGCGGAAAGAUGGGCCUUCUAUCAGGCCAAAUCUUACCGGUUCUAUAUGCAAGAUAUGCCCUCCCCACAUUAAAGUCCACCGCGGAAACAGCUAUUUGGAAAUCUUACCAUCUGCCAUUGGCUUUUGGGAGACAUUUGGACUCGAGCCGCUCCAAGGAGAAAAGGAUAUCAUACCUUUUUGUAUUUACCCCCCUAAUGUCACCGAGGCAGCAGAGGCAUUCAUCGAGAGGCUAGGCCUGGUAUAUUCCAGUGGCAACUUUGGAAGCCAUUCUCGAUCAAACAAGGCCAACGGACUAGUUCCAUGGAGUCUAAAUGCUGCAAGUGACCAGAACUACGCUUCCCUAAUGCAUGCACUAAAUGUCUCGUGUGAAAACCUGGCGACUGACAAAAAUGUGGUGAUAUACAUCAUAAAUCCUUUCAUCUAUGAUGCAGCUAUCGUAGAUAUCUGCUCAGCAUUUUUACGACUAUUUCAUAAAUAUGUUGGAGAUAUCGACAGGCAGCACACUCGGCAUCUUAGUGAGCUUGUUCUUCAAAUAAUCCCAUUGGAAUUUAUCGCCUCCGCCGACUCCUUAGUUGUACCCACACAGACGGAUUACCUCCGUUUGGCGCUUGAGGUUUAUUCCCGCUGCCCGCCGAAGGAUAGAUCUUCGGACUGGUUGGGAUGCUCUCCUCCUCUUGUGCUGGCGGAUCCAGUUCCAAAAGUGGUGCCAUUUAGGCUGGCGGCAGAAUCUGUGGCACCGUUAGAAGAAGCCAAAUCCCUCCAUGUUGCUUACUCACAUAGUGUCGACCAACGUUGGGUAACCGCAGCAUGGACAGACAAUAGUGGAAGGCACCAAAGCGCUCUUUCGUAUUGUCUUCGGGAACGUGAUUCUCCGGUAUCUAGACCUAUAUCAGAAAUCCGAACACAGAUCUGGGAAACGUCAAAGGACAUUAUGGAUAUGUCAUUAUCGCAUUGGCGGUUGAUCGUCGUAAAAGAUGAACCAGUUGAUCUAGAAGAGGUUGAAAUGUGGACAUCCCUUCUGGAUCAGUACAAUCGCACCAAAGCCAUUAAAGUCGAAUUAGGCAUCAUUUCUGUUAAUACGAAACCUGGCCUGUCUCUCAAACUUCCAUCAUCCCCUCUUCAACCUAGUGCGUUAAGCCAGCAGGCCGCACAGAAUGGCCCAUCAACAACACCAGGAUCUACGCCUCGACCCGUGCCGUCUCCUGAUCCGUCAGGUCCUGCAGCCACUCCCCCAACAGCAAACGCGCCUACAUGCACGGACCAGCAUACUCCUCCGCAACAUGCACAACAGCCAUCUCCCGACUCAGACCAAGAUACAAUUCUCAUUGACAAAUCGGACGAGACUUGGGGCGUAACACUUUCACACAGGCUCAACAACUCUUAUUACCUCACGAAGCACCAACCCGCUCUAGCAAGCGGGUAUCUUUUCCGGCGUUCAGGUGUCAGCGACACAGACGGACAAGCGGUAAUGGCUGUUAAUAUCAUUUACACAAAUUCACGGCGACCAAUCGACCAUUUAUUGAAGGAUAUCCUUCGCAUGUAUCGAGAACUCAUAACUCUAGCGAGGGUGAGGGGUAUCGUUCAUGCGCAAGGAAACUCACCACUACCCUGGCAUAUCAUGACAGCCGUCAAGGGACAGGAGAUGCUGUGUUAUACCCUAUAA
Messenger RNA from Histoplasma mississippiense, 4191 nucleotides. RefSeq lists its product with no specific name. The transcript has 5 exons. Gene Ontology annotation, biological process: regulation of transcription by RNA polymerase II. Bases 1 to 4191 code for a protein of 1396 amino acids. Gene Ontology annotation, cellular component: mediator complex. The record is from RefSeq and is a predicted model, not a curated record. Lineage: Eukaryota; Fungi; Ascomycota; Eurotiomycetes; Onygenales; Ajellomycetaceae. Gene Ontology annotation, molecular function: transcription coregulator activity.